Molecule: messenger RNA, 1272 nt
Organism: Erigeron canadensis
Lineage: Eukaryota; Viridiplantae; Streptophyta; Magnoliopsida; Asterales; Asteraceae
Product: protein indeterminate-domain 11-like
Exons: 3
Coding region: 1-1272 (423 amino acids)
Cellular component (GO): nucleus
Molecular function (GO): DNA-binding transcription factor activity
Source: RefSeq, a predicted model, not a curated record
AUGGCUUCAGGAUCCUCUUCAUCAUCAAAGUCGCCUGCGCUACCAACCUCACUUGCUCCUGCUCAACACAAUCCAAAUGCAUCUCGUGUUGUAGCGCCAUCUCCGCGCGCUCUACUGAAUGAAAACAGGUAUGUCUGUGAAGUAUGCUUAAAAGGGUUCCUAAGAAAGCAGAAUUUGUCACUUCACCGACGAGCCCACAAUCUUCCAUUCUGUCUCAAGUCAAGGGCACCAAAGGAUCCGGUUGGAAGAAAGGUGUACCUAUGCCCUGAGCCCACCUGCCAACACCACAACCGCUCUCGUGCCUUAGGAGACUUUGGUGGUCUUAAGAAGCAUUAUUUACGGAAACAUUGUACUCAAAAGAAUCAUAAGUGUGACACCUGCUCCAAGAGUUAUGCUGCUGAGACUGACUUGAAAGCGCAUUCAAAGGUUUGUGGUAAAAGAAAACAAAUUUGUCAUUGUGGCGCUCGGUUUACAAGGGGUUACAACAUUGUUUCACACCAAGAUUGCUGUACCAUACAAGAACAUAAGGCUGCAGUCGGCCAUUCACCAAAACUCCAGAUGGGUGACAAAUCAGGCAAGAAUAAGUUCCCAAUAGGCUCAAGUUCAUCAUAUGCACCAACAUAUAACUUGGAAGGCAGCUCAAUGAAAAGCACUAGUGAUGACAACCACAGCAACCUCAAAGGCUUAUACACAUCACAUUCAGAUCCUAACAUAUCCGCCGUCCAAAAUCUGUCCAAAUCCUACGCUUCUGGUGCACUUUACCAGUCUCAGUUGUAUCCAUCUGAAAAAAGCAAUGGGAGCCUUAUGACUGACACUUCCAUCGGCUUAAACUUGGGCCAGAUAUUUCCUGAUUUCUUUUCUCCAUCAUCAAGUCAACAAAACCAACAUAAACUUCAAGCAGAUUCCGAUAUGAGGUUUUAUGCUGAUCUGCUAACGGACAAAAUCCCAUUAGACAAUGUGAACCAUAUGGGAGAUGGUAGGAAUAUAUAUGGAAAUGGGGAUGGAUCAAAUUCAAAGUCAAGUGGGGGAGUAUACAACACUAAUAGUCUGAAUGGCAUGCCGAAUUUUGUAUGUGGAGAGGGAUCCUCUAGUUUCAACCAAGAAUUUGAUGGCAGUUAUGAUCAAGGAAGUUACUAUAGUUAUGGUGAAUGCAGUGGACAGUCUGACUAUGGAUAUGGAAUGGAAGUGUCCAACUUUGAAACAUCAGCUGCAACAGGAGGGAUAGCCCCAUAUGGACAGAUCUUGAACCAAUUCCGUGGAUUUUGGUUUUGA